AUUGUGUGAAGUUGGCAGCACUUAACUUAGUUGAUUAUUACUUGCACAUUUGGCGAUUGUCAAACCCAAAAGAAGUGAAUUUUGCUGCGUUGUUUCGCGGUGUUGUUAAAGUUUAAGUUCGUCAAAUAAUUAAUAUAUAUUGCAUUUACAGAGUGCAAUAACUUAUAAAAUAGAUUAAACAAAUCUUUUUGUAUUGCAUUAAUUAUUAAUCAGAAAUGGAUCGCUUGUUACGUUUAGGCGGCGCUAUGCCACAGGCUCCACCACCAACAGACGCUCCUGUUGUAGAUACUGCAGAGCAGGUAUAUAUCUCGUCAUUAGCUUUACUUAAAAUGCUAAAACAUGGUCGAGCUGGUGUACCAAUGGAAGUCAUGGGUUUAAUGUUGGGCGAAUUCGUUGAUGAUUACACCGUACAUGUUAUUGACGUUUUUGCAAUGCCACAAACAGGCACAGGAGUAUCCGUUGAAGCAGUUGAUCCAGUUUUUCAGGCGAAAAUGUUAGAUAUGUUGAAGCAAACUGGUCGACCUGAAAUGGUUGUUGGUUGGUACCAUUCUCAUCCUGGCUUUGGUUGCUGGCUUUCUGGUGUCGAUAUAAAUACACAACAAUCUUUUGAGGCACUUUCUGAACGUGCCGUUGCUGUUGUAGUUGAUCCGAUACAAUCAGUUAAAGGAAAAGUUGUUAUUGAUGCUUUUCGUCUUAUAAAUCCUAAUACGUUGGUACUUGGACAAGAGCCUCGUCAAACCACAUCGAAUUUGGGUCACUUACAAAAACCCUCGGUACAAGCUUUGAUUCAUGGCCUCAACCGACAUUACUAUUCGAUUAGCAUUAAUUAUAGAAAAAAUGAGCUUGAACAAAAAAUGUUGCUUAACUUACACAAGAAAUCAUGGAUGGAUGGUCUUACACUUGCCGACUACCAGGAACAUAGCGAUAUUAAUGAAAAGACUGUACAAGAUAUGUUGGAGCUGGCCAAAAAUUACAAUAAGGCAUUAGAAGAUGAAGAAAAAAUGACGCCUCAACAACUGGCUAUUAAAAAUGUUGGCAAGCAGGAUCCCAAACGUCAUUUAGAAGAAAAAGUGGAUAUAGUUAUGCAGAAUAAUAUUGUUCAGUCGCUGGCUUCGAUGCUUGAUGCAAUUGCAUUUAAAUAGGUUUUUAAGAACAAAUUCAACCACGUCAGAGAACACAACUUCAUUUCCAUAUACAGUUUUUCAAAAACAACAAAUUCAUAUCAAAUUCUUGAUAGUUCUACAUUUUAAAAAUUUGACGAUAAUAUAUAUCUGUAAUGUUUUAAUUUUAACUUAACAAAAUUAAUAACAGAAUUGACAAACAAGUGUAAUAAAAACAAUAUAAU
Molecule: messenger RNA, 1345 nt
Organism: Teleopsis dalmanni
Lineage: Eukaryota; Metazoa; Arthropoda; Insecta; Diptera; Diopsidae
Gene: Rpn11
Product: 26S proteasome non-ATPase regulatory subunit 14
Exons: 2
Coding region: 216-1142 (308 amino acids)
Biological process (GO): proteasome-mediated ubiquitin-dependent protein catabolic process; protein deubiquitination
Cellular component (GO): proteasome regulatory particle, lid subcomplex
Molecular function (GO): metallopeptidase activity; proteasome binding; protein binding
Source: RefSeq, a predicted model, not a curated record